This is a messenger RNA of Gossypium raimondii (Peruvian cotton), 1421 nucleotides long. Its product is annotated as protein IQ-DOMAIN 6. NCBI's taxonomy places the organism in Eukaryota, Viridiplantae, Streptophyta, Magnoliopsida, Malvales, Malvaceae. Gene Ontology annotation, molecular function: protein binding. The record is from RefSeq and is a predicted model, not a curated record. The transcript has 5 exons. Bases 101 to 1288 code for a protein of 395 amino acids.
UUGUAAAACCACCUUUCUCUCUUGAACUUCUUCAUUAUUUUUUUACACAAAAGCUUUGCCCUUCUUUUGCUUCUUUGAGAUGCUUUUUUGAACUGUGUCGAUGGGUGCUUCAGGGAAAUGGGUAAUAUCUCUUAUUGGUCUCAAAAUAACCCAAAAACAACACCAAGAGAAAGUGAAUAGCAACAAGAAAUGGAAGCUAUGGAGAAAGUUUAGAUCAGAUUCUCAAAGCUCUGAUUCUUUCAUUGCUGCCAUGGCCGCCAUUGUUCGAGCUCCUUACAAAGAUUUCAGUUUUUUAAAGCAAGAAUGGGCUGCCAUUCGCAUUCAAACAGCUUUUCGUGGCUUCUUGGCAAGGAGAGCAUUGAGGGCUUUAAAAGGAAUUGUGAGGCUACAAGCUUUGGUUCGAGGUAGACAAGUUCGGAAACAAGCCUCGGUGACGCUUCGAUGCAUGCAAGCUCUCGUUCGUGUUCAAGCUCGAGUCAGGGCUCGUCGUGUUCGAAUGUCGAUCGAAGGACAAACGGUUCGGAAGAUGCUUGAUGGUCAUCGUAGCAAGGACGAUGUCUUGAAACAAGCCGAGGAUGGUUGGUGUGGUAGCAAAGGGACAUUAGAGGAUGUUAAAACAAAGCUACAAAUGAGGGAAAAAGGGGCUUUCAAGAGAGAAAGGACUCUUGCUUAUUCACUUGCUCAAAAGCAAUGGAAGUCAGUCCCGGGUUCAACUACUCGAACAGAUGGUUUGAUUCCGUGUCUUAUAAGCCAAGAGUUUGAUAAGAACAGUUGGGGAUGGAAUUGGCUCGAACGUUGGAUGGUAGCCAGGCCAUGGGAGACGCGGUUGAUGGAACUGUCAACACGUACCGACCCUUCGAAGACUUGCUUAGAGUCCCUCUCGGGAAAGAAUGAAAGAUGUUCGGAACCGUGCUCAAUGAAAGCGAGGAAGAACAAUGUCACCACUAGGGUAUCCGCAAAGCCGCCGCCUCAUACUAGGCAAGUUACUGGAUCAUCUUCAAGUCCAAGUUCUGAAUUUCGAUUCGACGAAAGCUCGGGUUCAUCGUCAAUAUGCACUUCUACAACACCAGUUUCCGGAACCACCGUCUUGCCAUCGGGUGCAACGGGGGACAGUGGCAAUAGUAGGCCGAACUACAUGACCAUGACGGUGUCUACCAAGGCGAAACAAAGAAGUGGCAAUCACGGAUUCCAAAGGCAGUCCAUGGAUGAGUUCGAGUUCAAGAGGUCAGCUGGUUUCGAUAACAGAGAUUCAAAAAGCUCAAAGAGAGGAAAUUGUUUGUAUAAUUAAAACGGGAUUUGAUUGUAUGUUACUUGAAAAGUCCAACAUCUUGUUGCUCAUUGUUAUUAGUAUGUCAUUGAGAAUUGAAAACCGAUUUGAGUUGUAAUGUUUGAUUGGAUUAUUUUAAACUCGGAUUAAUUUA